GGGGACGCAAACACACCUCAACGUUUUCCGAGGAGACUCUCAAUGUAUCAUAUUGUAGCGUGGCGAGGGCGGGUCGUAUGACGUAACGAGGAGUCUUCGGGUGUUUAUUGUUCCUUCGUCAGCAGCACAGCCAGGAAAAAACAGGCUAACAGUGUGACAGCGAUCUUUUUCACACACUUCAGAGUUGAUUUGACGAGAGUGUGACAGUCGACACAACUGACUGUACCGAGCAGGGGCCAUGGCUUACGCGUACCUCUUCAAAUACAUCAUCAUCGGAGACACGGGUGUUGGGAAGUCAUGUCUAUUACUACAGUUCACAGACAAGAGGUUUCAGCCAGUUCACGACCUCACUAUUGGUGUAGAGUUUGGAGCGAGGAUGAUCACCAUAGACGGCAAACAGAUUAAACUGCAGAUCUGGGACACGGCCGGCCAGGAGUCUUUCCGGUCCAUCACCAGGUCUUACUACAGAGGAGCCGCAGGAGCGCUGCUAGUCUACGACAUCACAAGAAGGGACACUUUCAACCACUUGACGACCUGGUUAGAGGACGCUCGCCAACAUUCCAACUCAAAUAUGGUCAUCAUGCUCAUUGGCAACAAGAGCGACCUGGAGUCGAGGAGAGAGGUGAAGAAAGAAGAAGGUGAAGCAUUUGCCAGAGAACACGGCCUUAUAUUCAUGGAGACCUCAGCUAAGACGGCCUCUAAUGUGGAGGAGGCGUUCAUCAACACAGCCAAGGAGAUCUACGAGAAGAUCCAGGAAGGAGUGUUUGAUAUCAACAAUGAGGCUAAUGGUAUUAAGAUAGGACCCCAGCAUCCUACCACCAACUCCACGCUGUCUAGUAGCCAGGGAGGCCAACAGGCUGGAGGAGGCUGCUGCUGAAUCCCACAAACACACUAACGUCCUCUUCCUCAUCCUCCUCUUCCAUCCCUUUCUCCAGUUUUUCCUUCUUUCUACAGAACUGUGCAGGCUCUUAACAGUUUGUUAACCUCUCUCUUUCUGUCUCCCCCUCUUCCCCCUCUCCCUCUCUAUCUGGAGCUCCACUCUUUCGUCCCUCCUUUCCUUCCUCCCUGUCUUUCUCUGUCUGCCAUGUCUUUCCAACCGUACCUGAGCAUCUACAGGCUGCAUUGUCAUAAAUCAUCCUGACUGCCUCCAAUCUUUACAAGGACAAAGUCGGCUUCACCUGCAGAUACAGCGACCAAAUUAUAAACUUUAGCAGUUCACCUUGUUUCUUUGGUUAAACAAACAGGUUUUAAACUUCUUCUUUUUUUUUAAUUUCCUAAAUCCAUGCAUCUUAAAUCAUUAGGUUUGUUGUAAUUAUUUAGUAUCUCAGAAUGGUUUAAAAAGUAAACUAUAUAUUUUCAGAACCAGUGAGUUGACACUGUCUAGAUAGACAGUGUUGUAGAGAUUAAAUACACUCUUAACAAACUGACUAUUUGGAAUAAAAGCGCGCUGUGUGUCAUGUCUGCACAUGUUUGUACAUGUUUGGGAAGAAAAUGACACAGCGUGUUGGCACCAUGACACGUCCCUGCACGUUAGGUCUUCAUGCUGCGCCUCUGUGUGCAGGGAUGAUGCUGGUAUUCCACUGAGUCAGUAAGUGUUGGAUGAAGGAGGCAUUCAAGUCACUCUGUAUAUUAUGUCCAUGAAAAAAAAAGUACAAAUGGUGUUUUUUUUUUUUUUUUUGUGCGUUGUUUUGCUAUUUUGUUACAUUUUCUCUCUGUCUCUCUGUGUCCUUUUCUGUUGACUUUCCAAUGAUUUGUGUUUAAUGAACACUACACAGUGUCUGUAGCUCAAAAUAUGUUUUAAAUUGUCUGGGGAGGGAAUAAAAAACCAAACCAUCAAGCAUGAGGAAAGAUCCUUUGUCGAAGCGGCACAGAAGUCGAGCAGGACAGUGACAGAAAGGUUGAGGGAUGUUUGAGCAGCGACUGAAAGUUAGGAACUGAAGAAAAGUUGAUUGGAAACUAAACAUUUUUUAUUUUUAUUUGUUUACAGUAUUUAUCAAACACAUUUAUUUCUGUGUAUAUAUGGCUGUUGGGGGGGUGCUGUAGCUUUUUUAGGUGGGCUGUGGCUUGAUGUGUUUUUGCGGUCGUGGGCUUGUUAAUGAGCCAGAGUGAGUUUUGGACCUGCAGUCAGCGUGUUAUCAUUCCAGAUGUUAAACCCAAAGUUACCAAUCCACCGUGACAUACUUCAGAACUGAGGUCCUACUGUUUGAAUUUGGAACUUUGGAAUGAUGACAUGACUGUACUGAGGAUUUGAACGUCCCUGGGUCAGGAAGAGAUGGAAAAGGUGGAAGCAUCUCAAUUUUGAGGGCGUAAAUGUUUCACCAUGAAAGAGCAAACAGACACUUGCAAAUGUUAACUGCUUUAGAGCUUGACUGACGAAUGCUGCAAAUGUGUUUUUUUGCUUCAAAAAAAAAAAAAAAUCAGCGACGAUGUAAUAGGCAAGAUUUUACUGACGCUUUCGGUUUCUGCUGCUUCUGCUUCCUAAUGGUUAUUUCCCUUUGUCAGACUGUGUGAUAGCAUCAGCUUUCUUCUUACUUUAAUGCCAAAUUAUUGUUUACUUGUGCUUUGUCGGUGCAAAAAUAAUAAAUAAAACAAAUGAAAACACAAGGGGAAAAUCCACCACGCGCUGAUCUGGAAUCUGUUGUCUGCCUUAACUCUGCCCUCCUGAGAGAUUAGGACAGCUGCCAAAAAACUUAACUGCCCCCUCUGUUCACUAACAGUCGUUUUACCACUAACUGGUGGAUGCAUUUCACGUUCAAACACACACACACACACACGGGAAGAGUGCUGUAAAUAAAUGAAAAAAAAACCCUCCAUUUUGAUUUCUGUGCAUGUAUCGCAUCAUUUCAGGAGGAUUCGAAACCCAUCCCUGUACACACACCCACACACCCACACACCCACAUACAGUACGCCCAUGCUGCAUACAAUAUAUUUGUGUGUAUCUAUAGCUGUUUCUCUUCAGGCUACCUGCAUAACUUUAGCGUUCUUGCGUGUCAUAGCUGUGAGAGUGAAUCUGUUUUUUGUUGACAGUGUGUUCUCUUCUCUCUUUUUUAUUCUAAAUAUAUGAAGUCAGUUAUUAAUCUAAUUCUGAUGAAUAUUCUUUCUUGAGCAAUGUGUGUGAGUACAAAUAUGUUUUAAGGUGUGUGUGUGUGUGUGUGUGGAAGCAGAGGUAUCACUGGGGCAGGAUCAAGCCAAACCUGACGCCCUCUAUUUACCUACUUAUCUAUCUAUGGAUCGAUUGUCUAUCUUAUCGAUGUGGCCCCCCCUCUCCUGUCCCCCUCCCCCCCUCUCUUCUUGCCUCUCCUCCUUAACAUUAUUUGCUGUGUUUGUUCUUUGGAAAAAUUUUAAAAAAACAACAAAUAAAUUAAAAAUAUAUAAUGCUGUCACAAUAAACUAUAUUAAAACAUU
Cynoglossus semilaevis (tongue sole) is the source of this 3405-nucleotide messenger RNA. RefSeq names its product RAB2A, member RAS oncogene family (gene rab2a). The record is from RefSeq and is a predicted model, not a curated record. The coding region runs from base 239 to 877 and encodes 212 amino acids. Gene Ontology annotation, molecular function: GTPase activity; GTP binding. NCBI's taxonomy places the organism in Eukaryota, Metazoa, Chordata, Actinopteri, Pleuronectiformes, Cynoglossidae. The transcript is spliced from 8 exons.